Molecule: messenger RNA, 1092 nt
Organism: Poecilia reticulata (guppy)
Lineage: Eukaryota; Metazoa; Chordata; Actinopteri; Cyprinodontiformes; Poeciliidae
Product: odorant receptor 131-2
Biological process (GO): detection of chemical stimulus involved in sensory perception of smell; G protein-coupled receptor signaling pathway
Cellular component (GO): membrane
Molecular function (GO): odorant binding; olfactory receptor activity; G protein-coupled receptor activity
Source: RefSeq, a predicted model, not a curated record
GACAUCUUUGUAGCCAUCUUUGUUCUAAUAAUGAAGUGUAUUUAUGAGUAUCUCACUGUGUUGUGUGUUUAACAGUCCCAUAGUUUUAGUGUGUUUGCCAUGUUCUUUACUAAUCAAACUCAGUUAAAUACCACUGUAAGUCUGCAGCGUGAGGGGCUUCUGGGGAUACUGACAAAUUCCAUCAUGACAACAUUGCMGUGCGCCGUGUUUCUCUUCAUCAACAUGACCAUGUUAUACACUUUGAGGAACAAACAGGUGUUUCGGGAGACGUCUCGCUACAUUCUGCUGUUUAACCUUCUCUUUGCAGACACUGUGCAGCUGGCACAAAGUCAGUCAAUGUUUCUGCUGUCUUCUUUUAGAUUGACAUUGUUGUAUCCGGUCUGUGCUGCUCUAACRGCAUUCAGCAGUUUAACACUCUCUGCCUCAAUCGUUACACUGGUGAUCAUGUGUUUAGAAAGGUACAUAGCUGUAUGCUAUCCUUUGAGACACAGUGCCAUCAUCACCAUCAGAAACACAGGAGUGGUUAUCUGUGUUAUUUGGUGUGUCAGUUCAUUACACGUCGUUGCACAAUUAAGUUUAAUGUUAAAGUUUUCAUUCCAAGACCUGCAGCUCAAAGAGAUGAUGGAUUUUUGUGGAAAAGAGAGCGUGUUUCUCGAUCCGGUGUCUGCUCUUUAUGACAGAGCUUUCACUUAUUUUCUGUUUGUGCUCGGAGGUGUAACUGUCACUUUCUCCUACACUGGCAUCAUUGUGGCAGCUCACUCUGCCUCCACUGACAAAGCAUCAGCCAGCAAGGCUCGAAGGACCCUGCUGCUGCAUCUGCUGCAAAUGGGCCUAACAAUGUCCUCGACAAUAUACAACUCAUUGAUUAUAGCCAUCUCAAAGAAUCUAGGGAGASUUGAAGCUGUGCGCAUCCAGGUCUUUCUUUAUAUCUGUAUAAUUGUUCUUCCCAAAUGUCUGAGUUCCCUCAUCUAUGGCCUCAGAGACCAGACUAUCAGACCCAUCCUCAUGUUGAAUCUUAGCUGUCAGUGGAGACGCUCAGUUUUAAAACCUGCUGUGCAAACCAAGAAAAACAUCAAAGUUCUAGUUACUUAA